AAGGUGCAACCUAGACAAACAAAAGCAGGCUUAGUACACCAUAAGGAGAUUCUCUAGAAACAAGUAAGACUAAUAAGAGGUAGUGAUGACACUGUAAAACAUGGGACAGAGUGGUGUAUUCAACAAUUGGAUAUCAUUUCCAUCAUGGAAAACUAUAUGAAUAGAGACGAUCUGAGACACAAGGAAAGACUGCACAUCAAGGAGUAAGACCACCUACAAAAACAGAGUUCGGCAGGAUGGCUACCACUUCCAGUUCUGCGUAUUCUGAAUGCAAACCUGGAGACACAUUGUGUGAGAUCCGUGUGUAUGAACAGGAAGUGAUAAUCGUACCAGUGUUGUUUUUGAUGAGUUUCUUGCUCACGCUGGUGUUUCUGCUGCUGCUGAAGUUCUGUCCUGAGAAGGUGGAUCGCCUGCAACCCAGGUCCAGUCGAACAACCAGGACUAGAAGAAACUUGCAAGGCAUUGAUGCUCCCCAGGGUCUGAAUGCUCUUGAAGGUGAGCCCAUAGCGUUGGACACUACAUCUUACAUGACAUUCAGCCCAGUUCGAGACUCCUAUAGACAUGAACAUGCCUCCUUCAAUGUCAACAAUGUGGCCUUUACUGAUGGCGGAGGCUCUUUUGGCGCCGCAGCUUCAGCCUUCACAAAGCCCAGGGAACUUCCACGACAGCGACUCCCGGAGAACUUCAAAGGGGUGUCUCCUCUCCCAGCAUCAUACUCUCUGAAGUCAGACAGCUCCGUGUCACUCUACAGGGCUCGUAUGGAAAACAGAAAUGUGGUUCUGCGUGUACUUCAAGAUUCAGCCAGUAACCAGGAAAAUCAGUCAUUCUUGGGAUUUGCGUCCUUCCUUUCCCAGUUAGGGCCACAUCCCUUCUUACCGGAGCUUCUGGGAGUUGUAUCCCUGAGAGCUCCUCUCAUUACUGUUGUUGAAGAGUUGGAGAACAGAGAUCUGCUCGGAUUCCUGUGGAGAUGUAGACAGGAUAAUAUUGGACCAGACGGCAUGUACCAGAUGACAGAGAAAAAGAUCUUCACCAUGGCUUCACAUGUGUCCUCUGCACUGGACUUUCUCCAUAGUAAAGAUCUUCUCCACUGCAACAUCAAAGCUCGCAGUGUGUUAGUCAGCAGGAUUUGUACUGCAAAACUUUGGGGUUUGGGUGAUUUGUAUGCAAGGACAUCAGCAAGUGCUAAUCACAGUGAAGAUCCUGGAAGAAAAAAGUGGCAGGCUCCUGAGCUACUGGCCAAGAGACCAGUCACUCCAAAAAGCGAUGUUUGGUCAUUUGGGCUGCUACUGUAUGAAAUGGUGACUCUUGGUGAGGUCCCCUUUUCUGAAAUCCCUGCAAAGGAACUUCUACAGUAUCAUCAGCGAGGGAAAACCCUGAAGAAACCGAACAACUGCUCCAACUCACUUUACUCACUUAUCAAAUCUUGCUGUCAGUGGAAGGAGCAUGACCGCCCCUCAUUGGCUGAGGUCAGGCGUAAACUCCAAUUAGGAGAGAAGAGUGCCAAUGACAGCAGUGCAAUCCAUGUGCCUGAGCCAAUCAAUAUUGAACAGUAUCUGAAGGAAGCAGGAUAUGGAGAAUCCAACAACUACACCGUUUUCUAAACUUCACAUGACUCUUCAUAAUACAUCACACCCAUAUAAAUAUAUUAUUUUGUGUUUGUGGUGUAAACUGUACAUCUCCAGUGUUUCCUGCUGAGUGAAUUGAGUGUUGACCGGCCAUACUAACAUUAACCCCUUCAGACCUGAUUUUUUUCUGCUGAGCAAAAAAACAUUUUCCCAGUUGAUUUUUACUCCCUUCCAGCAUAGAAAUAAAGGGGGGAAAAAACAUUUUUGAUAACUCAUGUUUUUAUUGGUAUUUUUUCAUGUCCAUUACAAUGGACGCCACGACUAAAUGAACAUAAAAUGCCAUGAAAUCUUAGAUUAAAAAAGGCCAUGUUUUUAACAUAGGGUGUUGGUGGAUUGAAUGGGUUGGAUGAUUGUGGGCAAUGUAACCCCAAGAAAUCAGUUUUGCAUUCAGUUAUCACGGAACUUCCAAACGAAUUGCUAACUUUUAACAUUGUAAGCUAAUAAGAGAUCACCCAAUUACUAACAAAUGGCCACAGCCAUAUCACCCUGCAGCCCAAGACCGGUUGCCCACGAAGCUAAGCAGGGCUGAGCCUGGUCAGUAUCUGGAUGGGAGACCUCCUGGGAAAACUAGGUAGCUGGUUUUGCUGCCACUGGUUUAUGAACACUCACCAGACACUGGGCCACAUUCAUCUUGAAAUGGAGGAGAUCCAGGGUGUCUUUUGUCUGGAGAUUGGCCCUCUUGGCACCCAGCCCGUACUCUAACCAACUGUUGACCACAGCUAGAUCAAAAGGAUGUGUAAUCAUUCUCAGGGUCCACUUUCUUGACUAUAAAAUAAAUCAAUUGUGAAGUCAUAGCUUAGCUAUGAAAUGCUUAUAGGUAUUUUGUUUCUUUGCAUGAACUAACUGAGUGCUGGCUAAUAUCUCUUGACUCCUGAUGUCCAUUGGGAUGGACAUUAAACUUUGAAAAAAUCCUAUAACUUAAUGAAAUGAAAUAUUUUCAAAAUAACUUGAAAUAUUAACACUUGAAAUUGUUAAAAUUAUGCUGAGAGAAAAUGUAUUAGGCUAGCAUGAACAUAAAUUAACAUUUUUUAUGAAAAAUAGGCACUUACUCCUCCCUCUCUUGAGCUUCAGAGCCAUGCUUGUCUUGUCUGAUGUCUGAAGCUCUCUCAGAUCAAGUCAAAAGUAAUUUCUCCAUUGUGAUUGGAUAAUCAGGAACCAAUCAGUAAUAAGCAUUAUCCAAACAAUGAAAUCAGAGAUUUUUUAUUGGUUUAGACCCAGAAAUAUGUAAUGUCCAUUACAAUGGACGCCAGGUCUGAAGGGGUUAAAAAAUUUGAAUGUAUGAAAUGUUAAUUUUAGAGAAUGUUUACAGAUAUUAUCCAUUCUUCAAAAUGCAUUGAACAAACAUUGCCAAAUUCUAGGAUUUUAUUGAUGUUACCAUAAAUUAAAUCCUAAAUUUAUUGUACAGUUAGAUAUUUGAUCCUGAUGCUGUGAAAAGGUGGAGUUUAAAGCAAUAAACACUUGUUUCAAACUUGACUGAUCUGAUCAAGCAAAACUGAUAUCAAUUUUUCAGGACAGACAUAUUUAGCAGUACAAUAGCCAGGUUAAUGAUGCAACCACCCGUGGCAGG
This is a messenger RNA of Onychostoma macrolepis, 3192 nucleotides long. It is a transcript of the gene styk1b, whose product is annotated as serine/threonine/tyrosine kinase 1b. Gene Ontology annotation, cellular component: signaling receptor complex. The transcript has 10 exons. Gene Ontology annotation, biological process: multicellular organism development; positive regulation of kinase activity; cell surface receptor protein tyrosine kinase signaling pathway. The record is from RefSeq and is a predicted model, not a curated record. Bases 237 to 1601 code for a protein of 454 amino acids. Lineage: Eukaryota; Metazoa; Chordata; Actinopteri; Cypriniformes; Cyprinidae. Gene Ontology annotation, molecular function: transmembrane receptor protein tyrosine kinase activity; ATP binding.